AUGUCUAUUCCAGAGCAUGCUAAGGUCCUCGUCGUCGGUGGUGGCCCGGCCGGCUCGUAUGCAGCCUCGGCGUUGGCCCGGGAGGGAAUCGACACUGUCGUCCUCGAAGGCGACAAGUUCCCCAGAUACCAUAUAGGAGAGAGCAUGCUGCCAUCCUUGCGCCACUUCUUCAGAUUUGUCGACCUCGACGACACUUUCGUUGCGCAUGGCUUCUACAAGAAGAUUGGUGCAGCCUUUGUAUUGAACAAGAAGGAACCAGCUUAUACCGACUUCAUUGGCGCCGGUGGCCCAAAUGCCUAUUCUUGGAACGUCAUCCGCUCCGAGGCCGACGACCUCAUAUUCAAACAUGCGGGCAAGAGCGGCGCUCAAAUCUUCGAUGGCGUCAAGGUCUCGGCGAUUGAAUUUGCGCCCCAUGAAGGCCCAACUACCGCAGACGACAAGACUCUGGACCCCGGCCGUCCCGUGUCAGCUACCUGGACGCGCAAGGAGGACGGCACCUCGGGCGUAAUCAAGUUCGAUUACAUUGUCGACGCCAGCGGUCGAGUCGGCAUCAUGAGCACAAAACACCUCAAGAAUCGCCAUUUCAACCAGGGUCUCAAGAACGUUGCCAGCUGGGGCUACUGGGCGGGCGCCGGACGUUACGGUGUCGGGACGCCACAGGAGGGCGUUCCUUACUUCGAGGCUCUCUCAGAUGGCAGCGGCUGGGCCUGGUUCAUUCCUCUACACAACGGCACCACGUCCGUCGGCGUGGUCAUAAACCAGGAAAUCGCUACCUGUAAGAAGAAGCAGAUGGGCUCUCCAGGCGGCAAGGUAUUCUACUUGGAAAUGCUCAAAUCUGUGCCUAGAAUUCUCGGACCAAUGCUCAAGGAUGCUACGCUUAUUUCUGAUGAAAUCAAGGCCGCAUCCGACUGGUCGUACAGCGCCUCUUCCUAUGCAAGCUACAACGCCCGCAUUGUCGGCGACGCCGGCUGCUUCAUUGAUCCUUUCUUCUCUUCCGGCGUCCACCUAGCCGUGGCUAGUGGGCUUUCGGCAGCCGCAACCAUCUGCGCCUCUAUCAAGGGUCAAUGCAGCGAACACGAAGCUCUCGAGUGGCACUCGAAAAAGGUUGCUGAAGGUUACACUCGCUUCCUGCUUAUAGUUUUGAGCGCACUCAAGCAAAUCAGGGAGCAUGACGACCCUGUUCUUAGCGAUUGGGACGAAGCAGGCUUUGAGCGCGCGUUUGCCCACUUCCGACCAAUAAUUCAAGGAACUGCCGACACCCACGGCGAGCUCACCCAAGAAGAAGUGACCAAGACAGUUGAUUUUUGCUUGAACGCCUUCUCGCAGCCCGUGGACGCCGCCAAGCGCGAUGCUGUCCUGAAAAAGGUUGAAGAUCUGAAGAUGUCCGGCACUGCGCAGAAUCACAAAGAGCUUGAGGCGUCUCUCAGUCCUGACGAGAUGCGCAUCCUCAACACUGUGCGCGCUCGAGAGAUGGUGCGUUCGGAGGACACAGUCAACAUUGACUCCUUCACCGACAUCAUCGACGGUCGUGCCAUCAAUAUGGUGUACGGCUCUCUCGGCCUCAUAUCUGAGCAAGAGGCCGCCAAGAAACCGGUCAAGAAGUCCGGCGACGUACUCGGUCAACUCAUGGGCGAGGACAAGAAGCUUCCUCACAGCGAUCAGCAAGCCACAACUCCGAUCGCUAGCAAUUGACGAGCAAUGGGAAUGGCAAACGUAGAUACUUUCUUUUCAACCUCAACCUCAACAGGCCCGUAGACUAGUUCAGACAGAAAAUAUUAUUAUUAUUAUUAAA
Molecule: messenger RNA, 1792 nt
Organism: Pseudomassariella vexata
Lineage: Eukaryota; Fungi; Ascomycota; Sordariomycetes; Amphisphaeriales; Pseudomassariaceae
Exons: 6
Coding region: 1-1692 (563 amino acids)
Molecular function (GO): catalytic activity; FAD binding
Source: RefSeq, a predicted model, not a curated record